AUGUUAGUUGCACGGUACACAAUGAGGUGGUUAGUCUGUUCGAUCGUGUCUUUGUCCCUGGUGCUAGUAGCGGUCGGCGAGUCGUUGAACAGUGGCGAUGUGUGCAAAACACCGUCCGGUACGGGUGGCAUCUGUGAGUCGGUGAAAAACUGUUCGUACGUGAGAAAGAUCGUGCAAAGUCAGGACUUUUCGCACUACGAUACAGAAUAUCUGGAAUCGCUGCAAUGCGGUGAAAUGGAGGUUCCGAUGCGGAAGAAACCUAUUCCAUUGGUAUGUUGUCCAAAGUUCGGCAAUUUACCGACGUGUGGUGCACAGCAACUAGCCGAUCGGAUCUAUUUCGGCGAGGAAACGCAACGAGGCGAACAUCCGUGGGCUGCCCUCUUGUUCUACAAUGUUGGAAGAAAUCGCAUCGUGCCUAACUGUGGUGGUGCGCUCGUUACCCAGCGAUAUGUGAUAACGGCGGCACACUGCAUCGUAGACAAACCAAAAUGGAAGCUACUUUACGUGCGUUUCAACGAGUUCAACACGAGCAGCCCGGAAAACUGUACCACUUUGGACGAUUCUGAUGAAGUCAUCUGCCGGGCGGACUACGAGGUGGAGUCAAUUACACCGCACCCCGAGUACGACAUGCACAUCAAUUCGCGUCCCAACGAUAUCUGCAUCCUGCGACUCGCUUCCGACGUCACGUUUAACGACUAUGUACGUCCCAUCUGCUUACCCUUCGAUCUCGACAUCCAAAAUCUUCCGGUUACGAAUGAAACGUUCACCGUUACCGGUUGGGGAGAAACAGAGGAGAGAAUACCCAGCAGUGUACAGAAACACGUAGAUUUGCCCGGGUUAGACAAUGAGCAGUGCAACUCGGUGUACGCCGUGGCAAACGUCACCCUCACGGACAAGCAGUUGUGCAUCGGUGGCUUGAAUGGUUCUGAUUCUUGCCGGGGAGAUUCCGGUGGACCACUGAUGCGUGAGGCGGGUGGUGGUUGGUUUCUUGUAGGGGUCGUUAGUUUUGGUGCACGAAAUUGUGGAUCGUACAAUUUGCCCGGAGUGUACACAAAUGUCGCGAAAUAUUUGGACUGGAUGGAAACAGUUAUGUUCGUUCAGCAAUACUUGUAA
Messenger RNA from Anopheles marshallii, 1113 nucleotides. Its product is annotated as CLIP domain-containing serine protease B15-like. The transcript is spliced from 4 exons. Lineage: Eukaryota; Metazoa; Arthropoda; Insecta; Diptera; Culicidae. Gene Ontology annotation, biological process: proteolysis. The coding region runs from base 1 to 1113 and encodes 370 amino acids. Gene Ontology annotation, molecular function: serine-type endopeptidase activity. The record is from RefSeq and is a predicted model, not a curated record.